Molecule: messenger RNA, 942 nt
Organism: Penicillium malachiteum
Lineage: Eukaryota; Fungi; Ascomycota; Eurotiomycetes; Eurotiales; Aspergillaceae
Product: SIR2 family NAD-dependent protein deacylase
Exons: 2
Coding region: 1-942 (313 amino acids)
Molecular function (GO): protein-succinyllysine desuccinylase activity; NAD+ binding; protein-malonyllysine demalonylase activity
Source: RefSeq, a predicted model, not a curated record
AUGACUUCGGUCGCAAGACAGAUGGCUGGCAUCCCUGCGGCAGAUCUGCAGUCAUUCACGGAACACCUCAAGAGCUGUCGACGAAUCGUAGCUUUACUAGGAGCCGGUAUCUCCGCAUCCUCUGGUCUACCCACUUUUCGAGGAGCUGGUGGACUUUGGCGUUCUUUUGAUGCUACCUCACUGGCCACGCCAGGGGCUUUCAAAUCCAAUCCGGGUCUAGUCUGGCAAUUCUACAGCUAUCGCCGACACAUGGCCCUGCAAGCAGACCCGAACAGAGCUCAUUACGCCCUUGCAGAGCUAUCACGAAGAAACCCUGAUUUUAUCACAUUAUCUCAAAAUGUUGAUGGCUUAUCACAAAGAGCACAACAUCCAGCCAGCCAGCUACAUCUACUUCAUGGCACCCUCUUCGAUGUCAAAUGCACCUCAUUCCACUGUGACUAUAUCCGCAAGGAUGAUUAUACCGACCCGAUUGUCCCGGCUCUUGACAUCCCCAAGAAAGGGAUGAAUUUUCCCUCGUCAGCAGAGAAUGAUGGCGAGACAGAUACAGAUGCCGGAAUUGAACUUGACAUUUCUAAUGCACAGGUCCCUAUCCCUGAACUGACUCCCGCUGACCUGCCUCAGUGUCCCAAGUGCAAGGGUCUCCUUCGACCUGGUGUCGUUUGGUUUGGCGAGAGUCUUCCUUCAGAUACUCUUGACUUUGUCGAUAACUGGAUUGAUGAAGAACGAGUUGAUCUUAUAAUGGUGAUUGGCACUAGUUCCAAGGUCUGGCCCGCUGCGAGUUAUCUUCAUACUGCCCGGAGUGCUGGUGCCCGAGUUGCGGUUAUCAAUAUGGACGCGGAUGAUCUGGCUGGUCGAAAUUUAGAACCAGGCGACUGGUUCUUCCAAGGCGACGCGGCGGUCAUCGUCCCGGAGAUUCUGAAGAGUGUAAUUGGAGAAAUUUAA